Molecule: messenger RNA, 1809 nt
Organism: Dovyalis caffra
Lineage: Eukaryota; Viridiplantae; Streptophyta; Magnoliopsida; Malpighiales; Salicaceae
Source: the annotation of a GenBank genome assembly
AUGGAAAAUGCCAAUGAAAUUACAUCUUCUUUGAGUUUUCCUUCAUCUUCUUAUUUAUCAAAUGGGUCUAGUAGCCACCACGUAGCAGCCCCAUAUGUUCCUGAGCCUGGUGUAAACCUAGAGAACUUGAGCUUAAGCAAGCUUAGUGGUAAUCUUGAAAGGUUAUUACUUGAUGGGGAAUAUGAUUACAGCGAUGCAGAAAUUGUUGUUGAGGGUAUCCCUGUAGGUGUCCAUCGGUGUAUAUUAGCUGCUCGUAGUCAGUUCUUUCAUGAGCUUUUUAAGAAGGGAAAUGAUAAUUCGACAAGUGGAGAUAAACCCAGGUACCUCAUGUCUGAUUUGGUGCCUUAUGGUGGGGUUGGAUAUGAAGCUUUUAAUGUUUUCUUACAUUAUUUGUACACCGGAAAGCUUAAGCCAUCUCCGCCAGAAGUGUCACAGUGUGUUGAGGAUGUUUGUGCCCACGAUGCUUGCCGCCCUGCUAUUAAUUAUGCAGUGGAAUUGAUGUAUGCCUCUGCCACUUUUCAGAUGAAAGAGCUUGUUUUGCUUUUCCAGCGGCGUCUCAUGAACUUUAUUGGCAAGGCUCUUGUUGAAGAUGUAAUCCCAAUUCUCAUGGUUGCCUUCCACUGCCAGUUGGACCAGCUCCUCUCUCACUGCAUCGAAGAAAUUGUAACUUCAGAUCUUGAUAUUGUAUGCAUCGAGAAAGAGCUCCCCUAUGAUGUUUCAUGUAAAAUCAAAUUACUUCGCAAAAAUUCUCUGCAAGAAGCUGGAAGUAGUGUUGAAGAGGCAGACCCCAUGCAUGAAAAGAGAAUGAGAAGAAUCCACAAGGCUUUGGAUUCAGACGAUGUCGAACUGGUGAAGCUUCUCUUGAGUGAAUCUAAUUUCACUUUGGAUGAUGCUUAUGCUCUCCAUUACGCUGUUUCCUACUGUGAUCCUAAGGUUGUCAAAGAAGUUCUUGGUUUAGGCUUGGCUGAUCUCAAUCUUAAGAACUCCAGAGGAUAUCCAGUACUUCAUGUGGCUGCAAGGCGCAAGGAGCCAUCGAUCCUUGUGGCACUACUAACUAAGGGUGCCUGUGCAUUAGAAACUACAGUGGAUGGACAAAAUGCAGUUGCAAUCUGCCGUAGGUUGACUAGGCCAAAGGAUUAUAAUGAAAACACCAAGCAAGGUCAGGAAUCUAACAAAGACAGGAUAUGCAUUGAUGUCUUGGAGAGAGAGAUGCGAAGGACUUCAAUGUCUGCAAACACAUCAAUAUCAUCGCCAGUGACAGCUGAUGAUUUGAACAUGAAGCUGGACUACCUGGAAAAUAGAGUGGCGUUUGCACGAUUGUUGUUUCCUGCUGAGGCCAGGCUAGCUAUGGACAUUGCAAAUGCAGUUUCAACCUCAAUGUACACUGGCCUUUCAGCGUCAAAAUCAAAAGGCUCAAGUGGGAACUUGAGAGAGGUUGAUUUGAAUGAGACACCCUCUGUUCAAACCAAAAGACUCCAGUCAAGACUACAAGAACUGCAUAAAACAGUGGAGAUGGGACGGCGCUAUUUCCCUCAUUGCUCAGAAGUGCUUGAUAAGUUUUUGGAUGAUGAUAUGCCCGAUGCUCUCUUUCUGGAUAAGGGUACUCCAGAAGAGCAGAAAACCAAGAAGAUGCGCUUCAUGGAACUUAAAGAGGAUGUACAGAUGGCGUUUAACAAGGACAUGGAGAAAAAUAGAUCAGGCAUCGCAUCAUCUUCUUCUUCCUCUUCUUCUCCAAAAAGUGGUGUAACACACAAGAUUAAGUUAGGUGUUGAGCUUGCAAGUCAAGUUGGUGACAACGUGGCGUUGUAA